Anopheles aquasalis is the source of this 1963-nucleotide messenger RNA. RefSeq lists its product as uncharacterized. NCBI's taxonomy places the organism in Eukaryota, Metazoa, Arthropoda, Insecta, Diptera, Culicidae. The record is from RefSeq and is a predicted model, not a curated record.
AAUCGAAAGAUGAAGGAAACUAGUGCGCUCUUGAGGAACAGAGCGUCACCACCUUGGCCGAUGGUACUCGUGCUCAAUGCGCUACCCGAGGAUUGCGUCGUUGAGUGGCAGUCCAGUCAUCCUGAAAUCGAAUUAAAGGCGGCCGCGAAUCGUUUUACCCCAAGACUAAGACCAGUGCCAGUGACGCUUGAGGAAAAGUGGAUAAAAUUCGAUCUGCCACCAUUGGAUCAGUUUAAACGAAACCGGCUGCAGCCAAUGGCAUCUGUUGAAAUAGAGAUCGGGCAACAUUUGAGUCGGUUGAACGACUCAACGCGAAACAUUUUUGAUUCAACAACACCCGACGUGCUAAUCGGUGAGAUGAGCGACAUUCUAACUGAGACACGAGUUUCUGAUCAAAAGGAGCCAUCAAUCGAUUACCGAUGCUCACAGGAUCUGGUGAAGCCAGAAAGAGACGCUGAAGGGGACGAAAAAUCCGAUACGAGCUAUGCGACCGUAGGCGUAGGACAUCGAUUCAAUAUGCCAGUGGCCCGGGAGGUACUGCCAUCGCAGGAGAGCGUAUGCUACGUCCGCGAUACAGAGCUACGCGAGCCGGUAACGCAGGAGCUGUUUGAAGAUAGCGAUGAGGAUAUGUUUUUGGAGAUAAAUCAAACACUAAAAACCAAUGAAGCUAAGACUCCUCCGACUCGUUACGGCUGCAGCGGUGUGACACCAGGACCUGACCGUUUGCACGGUUCUCCAAUUGCCAGAAGCAGUCCCUUCAUUCCAAAUAUGAUGUUACGAUCGCCCUCAAUUUUUGCAAGACUCAGUAACGAUCUUUUAGCACCGCGGUUGAACCUCCAGCGACUGCAAAUAUCUAGAAAGUCCUUGUUCAGCCAAAAGCGCCUACCGGAUGACAUGGAAGAAGCUGGAAGCUGUCGUUCGGUCCACGAAAGAAGCAAUGACGAUGAUGACGACGACAGCGUCAUCAGAUUACGACGUCCCACGAAAGCUCGACGAAUCACCGACACGCCAAACAAUGCCAUCGAACAGCAUGAUACCAGCGAUGAGGACCGUACACUCUCACCCGCCAGACUGAAGAAAAUAGCACGAGGAUUCAUUUGCGCCGAGGCUGAAGCAAGUGACGACUUUGAGACUGAAGCAGAGGAGAGUAAGGAGGAGGAUGAUUCUUUUAUCGUACGGGACAGUCAGGUCGUGCAGGGAACUCCGGUUUUUAACGAGCACGCUAUGUACCUGCGGUCUGUUCGAGAUAUACCGCGUGCUGGCGCAUUCUAUUUUCCCGACCGUCAGCGCCAACCGCUGCCUAUGGACACAAGUCCAAUGAGUGUCGACAACACAUAUUCACAGCAGGACACUUAUGACCAGUCGUUUCUGGAUCAGGAAGCAAGAGCCGACUCGCAGCUAUCUGAACUUGAGCUGCUAGAAGCGAAAUUGGAAACAAAGAAAACUCGUAAACGGACGAUUUCUGACACAUCGGAAUGAAAUGCUAUGGAGAUAAGCGAAGGAAUGUUCUUUGAAUUGUAUUGAUUAUAGCUGUUACUUUGUAUUACUAAUGGUUACCGCUAGUCGUCAAUGUGAAUUGAGAUCGAUGAAAAGAUGUAUUUAUGUGACUUGGUCUAUUAGACAGAUGCAGCAUCUAAGCCUUCAGCCAAAUAGUAUACUAUGAGCAAUUCCACCGAUAAUUAACAUAUCUAGCCUUAUAACUCUUAGUACUUCCGUGUCUCGAAGGGAAAAUAGAUAUAAAUAGUUAACUUUUUGUCGAUAUUUGUUUAAACACAAGUAAAAUGCUAUAUGUUUGACGUGCCAUUAAUUAAUUACAUAAAAAAGGAUAACUCGGGACUGUAAUCGUACCACAGGUACCUUAGAGUUUUGUAUUAUUGAAGUACGGACUGCAGUGGAAAUGAUCUGCUCUAUGUUGAUGACAAACAAAAAAAUGCCAAUACAAUAAAAUAAAAAGGAAAUAUAA